AAAAUCUUAAUCUUUGUUUAUUACAAAGAAAGUAAGCAAUUAACGUUAUGACGUCAAAAAAUGAUUUAUUAUGACGUCAGCCUUCAUUCCCCGCACUAGCAACAACGGUUCGAAACACGAAAUGCAUGUCUAUAAUUUUACCAGAUAAUUCGGACACCAGCAAUAUGACAAUGACAUCUGUUGGUGUUCAAGCAGACGUCAAUGACCCCGAAGGAAUCCUAGGAGUUAUCCGCUCCUUCCGGGAGCAGAUGGUGGAGAUACAGCAACUAAACCAAACACUCAUAGACCUUAAGAACGCGCGCCAGUCGAAGCUCGAUACCACGACGACUUUAUCCGAGCGUCUGUCGGAACAGAUCGACGACCUGAUCAGGCGCGCGGAGACGACUGAAAGCAUUUUGCACGACGACAAGAGCGCAAUCGACGCGUACAGCAAGGAACUCGAAGAUCUAAUAAAUGAAAACGAGCGUCUUGAACUCGAGGUCGGAGGUCACGAGGUGCACGUGACCGCAAAGGACCUGGAGAUGGAACAGCGCUUGACAGGGUUCGUGGAGGCGGACCUCGAUGAGCGGAUGGAGACACUAGCCAGCCUCCACCGGCAGCUCGCCGACACCCUAGCCGAGUGCGACACACAAUGGGUACUGGCAUGUAGAGUUAGCUGUAGUUAUGAUCAUAUAGGACGGCAGCUCGCCGACACCCUGGCCGAAUGCGACACACAAUGGCACGAGAUCAAGGCGGAGACGCUGCAGACAAACGAGGAGGUCUUAAAGCACGAGGCCAUGUUGGAACAUCUGCACGAGCUCAAGUUGGCCAGGUGUGCAGGCUCCAACUCCGACGCGGAGUUUAGGUCUCUUGUACAGAGGAUGAUCAGUUACCAUGACAACCAAAUGGAGCAAAAACUGCUUCUUUCUAAGCUGAUGGAGGCGCGCCUGCAGGAGCGAGACAUGGAGUUUGAGAUAGGGCAGCUGACCCGGGAGAAGAGGGACCUCUGGAGGCGCUGUCUCGACCUUGAGAACUUGCUAGAGGAGAUCACAGGUACUGAGGAUCAAGGCAACAUGCUCCGUCCCGCCGCAGCCUACAGCGACCUACCGGACAUUAUGAAUGAACGUCUGCCGCGCGCGACAAGCGACACUGAUCUGACAGACGAACAAGUGCACCAUGGUCGCCUGCUUCACAGAUGCACCAAGGCGACACAUUUGGUGGUUGGUAUGUCCGACGAAGAGGCCGAUACGGAGCAUCUCGAGUCCGCCGUUGGGCAGCGCGCUUCCACUGAUGACGUCAUUGAUGACGUCACACAGGGCGGUGAUGAGGAGCAUCCUCAGGAGCGCGAAACUAAUCAAGAGGAGCCAAGUCCCGAGACGGAGCCGGAAGUUCCCCCAGAUGUUCCGACACAACGGGAGCUAAGCGAGCAAUCACCAGAGGCGUCAUUCAUCAACAAACUACGGAAGCGCGUAGGUGGAAUCUCGCGCACAGCAUCGCAGAGGUUUAACACCGGCUUUAGACUGGCAGCCUCGGGCUCCAUGCGACAAUUCAAUCAAGCCAACUUUAUGAAACGACGAAAAUAAUUAUGAUCGAUUGUUUGGUUUCAUUGUACCGUUCUUUCAUAAAAAUAGAUUUUUAUAUAUUGUAAAUUUAUUUUAAAGUAAAUAUACUGUAUUAUUAUAUGUGUAAACAAUAUUUCUAUAUAACUUACGACAAUUAAAUUACAAAUACUC
Molecule: messenger RNA, 1712 nt
Organism: Dreissena polymorpha
Lineage: Eukaryota; Metazoa; Mollusca; Bivalvia; Myida; Dreissenidae
Product: paramyosin-like
Exons: 12
Coding region: 126-1562 (478 amino acids)
Source: RefSeq, a predicted model, not a curated record